GCACUCCCCCUCCUGAGAGAGAGAGAGCGAGAGAGCGAGAGAGCGAGAGAGAGGAGGGUCACGCAAUAAAAAGUACAAACCGCAAUGGGGGAGACGAGCAGAGCCCCAGAGAGCAGCCGCCUCAUGUGCCCCCGUGAUGAUUGAUGUGCGGGAGGCACGCGCUACAGUUUAGGUGCUCAACGGUUUCACGUCAGAGACGCUCGCGACCAACGGUCGGAAGAGUACCUGAAUACCUGCAGUGUGCUUCGCUCUCUCACUCGGCUCGGUGACAUUGAGGGACUCGGAGACCGAGACGGGGGGUUCGAGAGACUACGAGACGAGGCAGGAGAAAGUUUGUCCGACUCUCUGCGGUGAAACAAUGCGGCUGACCCCGACCGCGUCCCUUGGCCCGGGCGCCCUGCUAAUCCUGCUGCUGGUGCGCUGGUCCGACAGCAUUUCGCUGUCUCCCCAAGAGGCGAACCAGUUUCUGAGCAGACACCGGAGAGCGAAUCAAGUUUUCGAGGAGACAAAGCAAGGACACUUGGAGAGGGAGUGUGUGGAGGAGAAGUGCAGCAAAGAAGAGGCCAGAGAAGUGUUUGAAAACGACCCGGAGACGGACUACUUCUAUCCCAAAUAUUUAGCCUGCAUGGAGAAGUUUGGAGAUGCCGAAAAGAAGAAACAGGAUCUGAUUACAUGUGUUCACAAUAUUCCAGACCAAUGCUCUCCUUCUCCCUGUAAUGCCGGAGGUACGGUGCGCUGCGAGGACAAAAAGGGUGACUUCCUCUGUCACUGUUUCACAGGCUGGGCAGGAGCCAGAUGUGAUCAAGAUGUCAACGAGUGCAGCAAGCGAAAUGGAGGGUGUGACCACGAGUGCAACAACACUAUGGGCAGUUACCGCUGCUCCUGUCACCAAGGCUACAUGUUGGUAGGACGCCACAUGUGUAAUGAUAUGGAUGAGUGUAAGGACCCAGGUGUCUGUGGAACUGCACGGUGUGAGAAUAUAGAGGGCAGCUAUGAUUGCUUGUGCGAUGUCGGCUAUGUCUACGACAACGAAACCAAGAGCUGUGUUGAUGUGGAUGAGUGUGAUGCGGGUGUGUGUGCGGAGGAGUGUCUGAACACUCCGGGGAGUUUCCGUUGCUUCUGUGACGGUCGUCAGGGCAUGAAGCUGAGCCAGGACCUCAGGAGCUGUAAGCCUAUCACUCCCUGCAUGUCGCCGUCUCUGAAGAGGAACUCUCGUUCCCUCUACCUUGGCCGCAUGUUCAGCGGUGUGCCUGUGGUCCGGCUGCGUUUCCGCCGGAGGAUUCAAACUGGCUUUUCUGCAGAGUUUGACUUCCGCAGCUACGACCCUGAGGGGGUGAUCUUCUUUGCCGGAGGUCACAUAAACAGCUCAUGGAUUGUUCUGGCAAUGCACCAUGGGAAACUGGAACUACAGCUUAAAUACGGCACCGUCAGCAGGGUCACCAGCAGCGGACCCCUCGUUAAUGAUGGCCAGUGGAGAAAGAUCUCGGUGGAGGAGCAGGGCCGGAGUCUAGUGAUAAAGAUUGACAGGGAGGCCGUCAUGAAGAUUGCAGUCAACGGUGAUCUGUUUACGCUCAAGAAAGGCAUGCACGAACUCAACCUCACCGUGGGAGGAGUCCCUUUCAGAGAGGACGGCCUCGUCAAUCAGGUGAAUCCCCGUCUGGAUGGCUGUAUGAAGGAGUGGAGGUGGUUGACUGGUGAAGAUACGUCCAUACAAGAAACCAUUCGCUCCAACGACAACAUGCAGUGUUUCAGCACGGAGAACCCUGGAUCGUAUUACCCCGGCACAGGCUUCGCUCUCUUCAACAUCAGCUAUGAGUCACACAACCUGAGCGUACAGUUGACCCUGCGUCCAACUUCUGCGAUCGGAGUGCUGUUUGCACUGGUUCACCAGGACAGAGUCCCUCUCUCCAUCGCUCUGGCCAACUAUCAUCCCGGCACUGAUGAAUGGAGAGAUUUUGUUCUGGUAUCUGUCGGUGAUGUCAUCAUUGCCAGCUCUCCUGCCCCCCUGUGUGACGGCGAGAGUCAUGAAAUCCACGUGACGAUCUCAGGCAACCAAACCCUGCUGCUGGUCGAUGGUCAUUCUGGACGUAGUGAAAACACCGAAAUUCCUUUUGACUCUGUGUCACAGUCCAGCACCUUCAUCGGAGGCCUCCCUGAUGUCUCUCUGGUGUCCACGCUGGUGUCGGCGCCCUACAGCGGCUGUAUGGAGGUCAGUGUUAACGGACAGUCUCUGGACUUGGACCAGGCCAUCCACAAACACAAUGACAUCCGCUCACACUCCUGCCCCCUGCUGGACUCUCACCAGUGACCAGUGCAUUAGUCUGCCAAAGCUGAUCCAUUGGCAGUUCAUUGAGGCAAUGGGGAUUUUGUUUUCCAAUAUAUUGAUAAAAGCUUUGACCGGUAGGGAGACGUUUUGGAAUGUUUAAAAACAAAAGCUGGACCAGGCGUUGUGGUUGCAGCUGGAGCCUUAGCCCAGGAUCACCCUGUCCUAUUACUGUGAUGACACUGCUGUCUCGAGGCAUUUGAGGGAUUGUCACAGUAUUCUCAGUUUAAUGACUCAGUAAGGCAGCUCGUCAGCCAAUGAGCAAUGUCCCUUGUACUAGGCAGAAGAUAAGACAUUGCCUCAAAAACUGCCCAUGAAUCAUCACAGCCUCUUAUCUAGAUCAAUGUCCAAUAGUUGGUCUUGGCUCAGCCUACUAUGCCUCGCAUCCUGUGCAGAUCGGACUGGGACUUUGUAGGCUGGGACUCUUUGCUGCAGCAACUCGGCUGAUAAAGAUGUGGUCACGUCCAGUCCACCUAAGACCCACGUCACGAAGCUUGAAAUAAUCAAGUUCUCAUGUAGAAUCUGAUGACAUGAAAAAAAUGGGGACCAGAAAUAUAGUCGUUCAUCAGCUACAUGAAGAAAAUGUGUGACUAGGUGCUCAGAUCUUCGUGAGUGUUUGGCGCAUAAUGACUUUAGGGGCUGUUUGGGGACUAAAUCCAUCUUAUUUGCUCCUAUCAAGCUGAAUCCCCUCCGUCAUACCACAGCAGGGGUGGCGUGGUCUUAGCCACACUUUUGUGUUAUGUAGAGAACAUUGCACAUUGUUGCAGGUAGCAAUGGACUGCGUGUGAAUCUUCUUGAUUUCCACUCGACUAAAGCAGCACUCCAUGUCUGCCUGCAACCUUAAAAAAAAAUCAACCGUGUGCCUACAAAGAACAACCAACCCAAACUUCACAACAGCUCUCCUCCUAACAGGUGAGUCCCUUCACAAAGGUGCAGUACUGUAACACACCAACAGAGCUAAAGCUUCUCCUAAUAACAUGUACUCAUUGCAGUUAAUACACUAUGCAUUACCACCUGUGCAUUUUGGAGUAUUACAGUCUUUUAAAGACUUGACUGACACCAUGAUUCUCAAUAAUCUUCAAUCACUAACGUCAUCACAGGCACCUUCUCUCCUUCAGAAUCACCCAAACACAUUAAUACCUGCCAUAUACCGAUCUGAGGAUGAUGAUUAGUCUCAGAAGCACAGGGAGACAGGAAGGGGCCCUUGCCAUAGAGGGAGGGAGGGAGGGAGAGAGAGAGAGAGCACUGCAUUGCACCACACAAGCUACUGAGAGAGUGCUGUAAUAUACUGAAUAUGUAAAUAAUGUGACUGUACAAUGCUUUGUAGAAGACAGAAAACAAAAACACUUCCUUCUGCUCACGGAGGUUUCCUGCACAUUUAAGUUGUAACAAAACGGUAAUCUGAGUCUCUGAACUUCAUCUGCUUCCUGCAAACAUUUAAAGCCACAAACAAAUAUUUUCUUGAAGUAGGAGUUGGGUGACAGGGAUCAAAUCUGGGACUCAGUUUUUUAAAUUUUAUUUUAUAGGUGCUGAGCAAAUCAAAACACAAUAAAAACAAAGAAUUACAGGAGCAUUGUGAACGCCAAAAGGGCUCCAGUGUUAUUUUACUUCCCUCUAAUGUAACAUUUUCUGAUGAAUGAAUGCCAGAAUAUAGAGCUUGACAAGUUAUUAUUUUUUGUAUCAUGUGUUGUAUAUUGAAAUUUUCUCUUAGUUUUAAUUUUUCACUUUUAACUGCCAGUAUGUGUACAAUGCUGAGAGGAGUCUGCCUUUUGAGUUUUAACUUCCCUCAACUGAAAAUACUAUUUAAAAAUAAAAGCAGUUGUAUGAACA
This is a messenger RNA of Cyclopterus lumpus (lumpfish), 4153 nucleotides long. It is a transcript of the gene gas6, whose product is annotated as growth arrest-specific 6. Gene Ontology annotation, molecular function: calcium ion binding. The transcript has 15 exons. Gene Ontology annotation, cellular component: extracellular region. Lineage: Eukaryota; Metazoa; Chordata; Actinopteri; Perciformes; Cyclopteridae. The record is from RefSeq and is a predicted model, not a curated record. Bases 359 to 2308 code for a protein of 649 amino acids.